AUGUUUCAUUCUGUCAUGGUUGCGCGUGCUUUAUAUCCCCAGAACAUCAAAGUCGUCACUGAAAAGAAGGUGCCAGGCUUCCUGCAGUCUAUUCUCGACGCAUGUCCUCAAAGCAUCAGCCUUCACGGAGAGGAGCCAGACGUCGGCUUCAUGUGGCAGAACGGCCGAAAGGAAGACCUCCGCUUGAAGACAUGGAAGCAGGAAUUGUGCAAAAGGCACCACAACUGUGUGACCAUUGAGAUUCACAUCAGACCUGCCGAUCCAUUUUCCACAGGAACCAUCCAGUCUUUGGGUUACACCUUCUAUGCCAUGCCGCAGGACAUGAAACCUGUCAAAGAUGGUUCGGUUCAGGUGUAUCAGGCAGUGGUGAGACGUUCGUUGUUCUUCCAGCACCAUGUGGUCUCCGGCCUUUUCGUUGAAAGAUUUGUCAGCAACUUGCUGAUGCUGGGUUUUUUGCACGAACUUCACUUUCAGCACUUCGGUGUGAACUCUGCGUGCGUGCGCCUUGAGAAGCGAGUGAGGAUGCUGCCCAACCACGAGAUUGAGAAGUUGUGCCAUGAUUGCUACACCUUGAGCAACACGCACCUAUCCAGGGUCAAGGACUUCCGGAUCCGUGCAGUGGAAGGCAUCAAACAGGCGGAGCAAGCGCUCGCCCAAGAGAACGAGGAGGCCGUGUUCAGAGCGUUUUCCCUACGGACAACCGAGAAGAGGAACUUUCUUCAAGGCUUUGCUUCCGAGGGCCAAUGGUCGAAAUGCGCCGAGGUGGCGGAGAGCGAAGAGAUCGACCCCGAGGAGGAGACACCGCUCCGGCUUGAGGAAGGCCUCGAGCCCAGCAGGCCGUCGCUAUUGGGUUGGAAGCCAUCGCAAGCAGGUUGGGCGCUGCCGAACCUCACGCCAACCCGAAGGUUCCCGCGAAUUCGCCAGCUGCAUCAGAGCCGUCUGAGUCCUCACUGUCGGUGA
This is a messenger RNA of Durusdinium trenchii, 960 nucleotides long. The record is from the annotation of a GenBank genome assembly. Lineage: Eukaryota; Dinophyceae; Suessiales; Symbiodiniaceae.